Molecule: messenger RNA, 1402 nt
Organism: Anastrepha ludens (Mexican fruit fly)
Lineage: Eukaryota; Metazoa; Arthropoda; Insecta; Diptera; Tephritidae
Product: transcription factor Adf-1-like
Exons: 3
Coding region: 1-528 (175 amino acids)
Biological process (GO): regulation of transcription by RNA polymerase II
Cellular component (GO): nucleus; transcription regulator complex
Source: RefSeq, a predicted model, not a curated record
AUGAGCGAAGUGGAUAUCAAUCAAAUAAUAAGUGAAAUUUUUUCCCGGCCUGCUUUGUGGGACCAAAAAAACAAAUUGUAUCACAAUCGUGUUUGUGUGGAAAAACUGUGGACAUCGGUUGUAGCAGAAAUAAAAGUACCAAAGGAAGAUUUGAAGAAAAAAUGGAAAUAUUUGCGCGACCAAUUCCGGAGUGAACUGAGGAAGUUUCCAACACCAAAGUCUGGUGAUGCUGAUGACACUGCAUCACAAAUCACUUCAACUUGGCCAUACUUCCAGUCUCUCCUUUUUUUAAAGGAUCAGAUGAAAUAUAGAAAUUUAAGUGGAAAUUUAAAGCCAGGGAAAUUUAAGAAAAGUCAGGUGGAGGAGUAUGAAAAUGAAGACGUCCACAACACAUCACAAUUUGAGGAAAGUGAGGAAAUGUAUGAAAGCUUUGAAACAAACCCUGAAUCAUGCCCAAAGAGGAAACGGACUGCGAACAGCAGCAGUGCCGAACUGUUAGAAAUAGAAAAAAAAAUUACUUUUGCUUGAAAAAAGAAAUUCAGAAAAAAAAACAGUCUUGGACGAAGAUGAGGCCUUUUUUUUAACAUUACUGCCGCAUAUUCGGAAAUUGGAGCCGGAAAAAAAAUGUUUAUCCAGGAUGGAAAUGCAGAAUACACAGAACUGUGCAACGAACGCUCACGCUAUGAAACAAUUUUCUCUCCAAUUAGCACCUCCUCUGAGAACGUGUACUCAAUUGAUUUGAGCACAUCAGGACAUUUUCAGUCCAGCACAUUUGUGCCAAUUGAAAUCACAAAUGAACCAACCACUUCAUCAUUUGCCUCCAUACAAAUUGGAAGUGAGCCAUUAUUGGACCAAAUACAAACAGCAAAAAAGACGCCAAUUUAUUACACUGACUCGAUACAUAAAUAGUUUUUUAUAAAUACAAAUUAUUACAUGAAAUAUAAUUGAAUUAAACAAAGUAUUAAAGAAUUAUUUUACCUCAGAGUCACUAUCAAUCUUUCGCAAGAAGUUACUGGCACCUUAUUAAAAUUUGUCCAGUUCUUGUUUAGUUUCACACCUAUCUUGUCCAGAAUGUAAUCAAAUGUUUCAAUUUUCAUUCGGGUAUAUUGUUGAAAUUUAGCUGGAUAUUUUCUUAAAUCAUUAUAUAAAUGAUGAAAUUCACCAAAUUCAUUCCUUUUUACUGUAAUUGGAUGUUUUCCAAACUCUUUUGUGUUAAUAAUUGCAUUAAGCAAAAUACUCUUCAUCAGAUGAAUCCAUUACCGUGUACAGCAAUUUUAUUAACACAAAUGAACAACAAAAUUAAAUGACAUAAGAGCAAAACACAUGGAAUAAACAGAAUUUCAGCGCUGAUUCUCGCAUUCACUGUGUUAUAUACAAAUUUUCUUCUCGCAUGAAAAUAAGC